UGGAGGCGUAGUCUCCUAACUUGCAUGUACCACGUGAGCUGGUGUCUCGUUGGAAAUUGAAAUGUUCCAUGGUUUAGCGCUGCCCAGUCGCUAGACAUCCUCUGUCGCGGCAACAUUAGCGUUAGGAAGUUCCCUCUUAAGGACCGUGUUACGUCUGUCUGGCCGCACAAGCGAAUUUCGGUGUCCCCAGCUGCGGAUGUGUUUAAUCUGGAGAAGACACCGUCCGUCGAAGAAAACCAGCGAACGUGCCCGCCGCUUGAGGAAAAAACGCGUCGAUUUGUAGCGUUAAGAGGAGCGACGAAGGAAGAUGGAGAACGCGAAGGAAGAGACGAUAAAUAUGCAAUUGAUCGGCCCCGACAGUCCGUACAAGGUUAACAAUGAAAUCGCCGGAAGUGGCCUGAACGCGUCGGAAGUCCCAAUAUCGCCGGCUGCAGACGCAGAAGACUAUGACCCCCAUAAGCAUCGAAAUAGGCCGAAUCCAACCUCAAAUGCGGAAACGUUGAUCCACUUGUUGAAAGGGAGUCUCGGUACAGGGAUCUUGGCGAUGCCGAACGCGUUCUGCAACAGUGGACUGGUGACUGGUGUGAUAGCGACAGUGAUUAUCGGAGUGUUAUGCACUUAUUGCCUUCACGUAUUGGUGAAGGCUCAGUACAAACUGUGUAAACGGUUAAGAGUUCCUAUAUUGAGUUACCCGAUGAGCAUGAAGUACGCUUUGCAGGAAGGGCCGGAGUGUGUCCGAUGGUUCGCACCUUACGCACCAGGACUCGUAGACGGGUUCAUGAUAGCGUAUCAAUUGGGAAUAUGCUGCGUUUAUAUCGUAUUUGUAGCGUCGAAUAUAAAGCAGGUGGCAGACGAGUACUGGGAACCGUUGGAUGUUAAAACGCACAUGCUCAUUUUAUUGCUACCGUUGAUUUUAAUCAAUUACGUAAGGAAUCUGAAGCUACUGGCGCCGUUCUCCACCCUGGCGAACGCGAUCACAUUCGUCGGCCUUGCCAUGAUCCUAGUCUACAUGUUCGAGGACCUUCCAUCUCCUAGCGAGAGGGAGAUGUUUGGUACCUUGAGGAACUUCGCCCUUUAUUUUGGUACAACGUUGUUCGCGUUAGAAGCUGUGGGCGUGAUCAUCGCGCUGGAAAACAACAUGAAGACUCCACAAUAUUUUGGAGGAUACUGUGGUGUCCUGAACAUCGGAAUGACGGUUAUUGUGGCUCUCUACAUUCUGAUGGGGUUCUUCGGAUAUAUAAAGUAUGGUCCUAAAGCUGGUGGUAGUGUCACCUUCAACCUGCCUCCUGAUCAAAUCAUGGCUCAGAGCAUCAAGAUAAUGUUCGCCAUCGCCAUCUUUAUAACUCACGCCCUCCAAGGAUACGUUCCGGUUGAAAUUAUAUGGUACACUUACCUCGACCACAAAGUGCAAAAGAGAAAACUCUUCUGGGAAUACGUCUGUCGAACGAUCAUAACUCUGUCCACUUUCACGUUGGCGAUCACAGUACCCAGACUGGGCCUCUUCAUCUCCCUCUUCGGCGCUUUAUGUCUCUCCGCGGUGGGCAUCGCAUUUCCAGCGAUCAUCGAGAUCUGCGUGAUCUGGCCAGAGAAAGAAUUCGGUCCCUGUAUGUUCAUGGUGUUGAAGAACAUCUUUCUGAUCGUCUUCGGUCUGGUUGGUCUGGUGGUUGGCACCUACGUCAGCAUCGUCGAUAUCGUCGACUCAUUCAAGUGAAGCAAGAAGAUGAUCAGCAGGUAUCCAUCAUGGAGAGCAAGGAGAGAUGAAACGGAAGAGAGGGAGAGAGGGAGAGAGGGAGAGAGAUGCUCGAUAGGAACACAUGGUUUGCAUAGGGUGUGGGCCGCAGCUUCUCCCAGUUUAGCUUAAAGAGCAGCGCUUUAGGUAGACAGUGCCCCGUAAAUGCAGUGGCACAAUGAUCUUUAGGGAAUGCGAGCAGCCAGAGAGCAUUCGGGACGAACGCUUCGAUCCCGUCACCACCGUUAGCACACUUAGGCCGUUUGUUUUAGAUUCUUAAGACGUAGGUGGGAGUCGCGCGGUGCUGGGCGAGAGGCGUCGAUCUUUAUGAUACUAUCCACGAGUGGGGCUGAAGAUCCUGCAAUUGUAUGGAAGUUUCGGAGUUUAAGAAAUCAAUUGAGUCGAUGACGCCGAACUUCAAAGUUUAGAGAUUAAGAGUCUAGAACGGAAGAAGCCUUUUAGUUGUUAAGUUGUAGUCAAUUAGAGCCAAAGAGAUGCGAGGAUCCCGAGAUCUAUGACUUAGGAAAUUACCAACGAGCAGGUUCAUCAUUUUGACGCCUUAAACUCCCUAGCCAUUUCCAAAUGGAAUAUGAUCAUAAAGCAGCUCCACUCGUGAACAAUAAUUUUAAAAAGAAGAUGCAAUCGUCUAGCAUAUGUUAAAUGAAAGCGAACAAUCGGGCCCAACACUGGGCAACCAACGAUGUUCGAUAAAUGGAAUGAAGAAACGGGAAAAAGCUAUAUGUACAGAAAGUAAAUGAUCGACAAACCUGAAAUCUGUGAUCGAAGAUUUUAUACAGGAAUGAGCGAUGCAUUUCUAUUGAAUUGUUGGACCAGUUGCAGAUGUAUAUGGACGUUAAUUGUUCUCCAACUUCCGGAUCGGAUGUCCGCAAUCGUUCAAAGGGCUAUUCCCUUCGUCUCGGUGACACGAGUACUUACGAGUACUACGUACAGGCGUUGACAGACAGCUGUAGGACUUAAGAUACUUAGGAAAGGAAUUGAUUAUUGUUAAAGCUAAGCUAGGAGAAUUAAGAGAAUCGACACCACAGCUGGCAGUGGAGGCUGAUCCAGUUUCAAUUAAUCUAGAUCUAGAACUACAUUUCCCAAGAGUGGCUCUAUUGAUGACCAAGAUUCGUUACGAAAAUUUAUCUAGGAAAAUGUAGAACAAUGAUAGAAGCUCAGAGAUGUUCCCACAGUCCCAACAUAGAUGUCGAAUUUGAACAACACAAGUUAAUGAAGAUUAAAAAAACUUUGGUUUAGAUAGAUAUGCACCAAGACUAGUCGGCACUGAUUGCUCAACAACCACCAUCUAGGAGAAACUCAAAGCAAGCAAACUCGCAGGACAGUUUCGAAGACGUUCUUGAGCAUCAAAGGGUCCAGAGACAUUCUCCAACGCCUGGUUCCCAUCGGAACCGUGCACCAGGACGCAGGGAAAUCAGGAACUAGAAGAAGAAAGUCUAUGACAGAUGCCAGCAAUACACGUAGUACAUUGUUAUGCCUUAUUUUCUAUCGAGAAGCUUGUACAACGAUUCUUGCUGUCGCAAAAGCAACGCAGGGUAAACCAGACAAAGUUCGAAGUACACGAUGAAAUCGAGAUUUAUCGGUGCUUCGUGUUUUCACUGCCGGGAAAUCGCUCGGAUCAUCGCGCAGGAAAGAGGAGAAGAGGAGAAGCAGAGCUUGAUGAAAUACGUUCGAUGCAUCCAUGAAUGAUCCAUGGCGAUCAAUUUUCACUUUGAACGCAGUUGCCAAUUUUACAAAUCAAUUUGGUUUCAAUGAUUUAAUAUAAAGUCUAGUUUAAUUGUAUCUCCACUUGUAAGUUUGUUGAUGAUUGUCUGAUGAUGAUUAAGACUGGAUUAUUUAUUGGUGCAUCGAGCGUAGAGGGAGGAAAUAACGAUCUCGUCGACGAUCGCUCAGCCAUCUUCCUGUUUUUGCGUUUUCGACGAUCGCACAACCAUCUCCGUGGAUUCUGCCGUCAAUCUUUCCGUUCUCGCUCGAACUACGCACGAAUUUUUUUCGAUUUUCGUAGAAAUUCAAUUCGCAUAAACGUCCACAUUGUCUCCAUUAACGAAACGUUCCUUAAUCUGACAGACAAAAAUUCCUCGGUUGCUUGAUUCGUGUUAUCCGAAUAGAAAAGCAUAAACUCGUUGAAAACUGUGUGUACCAUGUUUCGAAGGGAAUUUCUAUUUUUCAAGUUUCUGCUAUGUUCUACUGUCAAACAGAUGGCUCAUUUAAACGGAACGCAUAAUUAUACGAUAAGAAAAUCAAUGAACUAUGAAAGUAAUGGAACGUGAUCGUUUCAAUUAGAUGCUUAAGGAAACCCGAUGAAUUUCGCAGAAUCUCCGGACCGAAUAUCGAAGAUCGUACUUACGACGAACGGGAAACUUAUUCAAGAUCAGUCGUCGAGUUUUGUACGUUUCUAAGCGAUGUUUCUUACGGGAUCUGCAUUUUUGUGUAUAUGUUUUGAAUUUCAGCUCGUUUUUUUUUGUCAUUAUACCUCUGAUAUAAUAAACUCUCUAUUCUUACCUG
Molecule: messenger RNA, 4252 nt
Organism: Megalopta genalis
Lineage: Eukaryota; Metazoa; Arthropoda; Insecta; Hymenoptera; Halictidae
Product: proton-coupled amino acid transporter-like protein acs
Biological process (GO): amino acid transmembrane transport
Cellular component (GO): vacuolar membrane
Molecular function (GO): L-amino acid transmembrane transporter activity
Source: RefSeq, a predicted model, not a curated record